Molecule: messenger RNA, 1032 nt
Organism: Talaromyces rugulosus
Lineage: Eukaryota; Fungi; Ascomycota; Eurotiomycetes; Eurotiales; Trichocomaceae
Exons: 3
Coding region: 1-1032 (343 amino acids)
Source: RefSeq, a predicted model, not a curated record
AUGGGACUGAAAAUGCAAAAACAAAAGAUCCUUGCUGCUACGGCACUGUUUGUCGGCAGUACCUUCGCUGCCAACGCUACAACUCCAUCGGCUACUGGUUGUGUGGACUCGGCGACGAUGAGAACCUGUCUGGACAAGGCUCAGACGACGCUGACGGAAUGCAUCGCAGUAUCUGGUGGAAACGAUGAUGUGAUUAUUUCCUGUGGUUGGCAGGAUAAUAUAAACCAGAUGCUCUGCUACCAAUCUUCUUGUUGGAACAAGGCUUACUCCUGCGAAUACCAAUACCUAGUGUCAUACUACAAGCUACAACGCACCGUGGAUGAGAAGAUUCCCUUCUACCCAGCUCCCGACAACGCUUCUGGCGGAUGCUCGUGCAAUCUUGGACAGGUUGAGACCAACGCCACAGCCAGUCUCGAAAAGGUCCAGUCUUCUUGCAAUAAAUACUCUAGCAGCCUUGACGCAACUGACCUGUUGACUUGUCAAUGUUGUGCCUGGAGUGCCUCUGUUUCGGCGUUUUAUGGCAUCUGUCCUAACACAUCGCCUGAAGGCCUCGGUAUAAUCAACUUCGCCGCCAAAGUGGCCAGUUACGAACAAUUUUCCGGAUCCUGUGCUGGGCUGACCUCAGAAAAAUGCUUGAAAUACGACAUUGGAUCUGCCGAUAACGGAAAAUAUAUCGACCCAGCUAAUUUACCAGCUGGAGGAACGCAGUCUUUGUCGACGACUGUUGGGCCGUCGCCGUUGAUAAGUCCACCGGCCGGAGCAACGAUUACAUGGAGUGCGUUGAGCCAGACAUUCACUGUCACAGCGGCAGCCUACAACGCGCAGGAUGUCACGUCAGGCGCUUCUACGGCGGCUGCUACUGCUUCUGAUACUACUAUCAGUACAACUAGUGGAAGGAGUUCUGGCAGCACGGCCACUGCGACAACAGGAUCAGCCGCAGCGGCGACCACUACAGGGGCUGCAAGUGUGUCUAAAGCGUACCAGGGUACGUGGGCUCUGGUGGUACUGGGACUGGUUGUAUGUCUAGUUUAG